ACUGCAGCAAAUUUAUGUCCCUUGACAAUUAAAAUGAUGUGAUUGACGUAAGCGACAGCUUAUGAAAAUGAGAGAUGGCACAACAACAACAAACUACACAUGAAACUAUAGUAAUCGAAGAGCCAGACAUUUCGGAUGAUGAAGAUAAAGUAAUAGUGUACGGUUCCACUAAAUUGACAGCCCAGUCGCCAGCGAAAAACCGCCAGAAUAAUGUUUAUGCGGUAGGGGAAUACCCAGAUGACAGGAAAGAGGGAAGCAAACCAACAAGUUUGUUACUGCCAUCACCUACGAACAGUCGGAAAAGCAGCACACUCUCUGAAGACACUCAUGUAACAACUCGGUCUUUUGCUGAAAAUGCUGGGUGGAUUCAGCACCCAAAGAUCCGCGAGAACUGGAAGGUUGUGUUGGGGGCUGUCAUGCUCACCGUGAUCGGCUCCAUCCUCUUCUUCGUUGGCAUCGGCAUUGUUGUUUCGCCAGGCAGAGGAUUUCAUUGCUUGGUGUUUUUCAUUGGUGGCUUGCUGUGCUUAAUACCUGGAGCCUAUCACCUGGUGUAUAUCUACCUGGCAGUGACCGGCUGUGAGGGUUACAGCCUGUAUGACCUGCCUGUGUUCAACUGACCACUGCCCGACACCUCCAUCAACACUGGGGCAAAUAGCGCACUAAACUGCUGUACAGGACUAUCUCAAUGGACCCAGAGCAAUUUUACACAGAAAAUCAAAUCAAAUUCAAUGUUACUUGUUUAGCUUAUCAAUAAUUUGCACAUUCCAUUUUCAUGUCUAGCUGCUCACAAAUUAUUGUUAAAAAUGGGCCCAGUUUGUAUGGGACAUUAAACACAUUAAUCAUAUCAAGCUUUUGAGCAGGCCGAUAUUUGUAAUGUCUUUGAAGAUGAUUUUGCUUUGCUUCCUGUAUAUCUAAUAAUUCCAUGAGCAUUAUUUUUACAUUCCGUAACCUUUUCAACUACAAGUAUGAAUUUUACAGAAAAUGUCCUUAAUCGUUGGUGGGAUUGCAUUUAUUACAGCUAUAUUCAUCAUUGAAUUUAAGUGUGCUAUAUGUGAAGUUACACAUUGAAAACUUGCCAUGAUUUACAUUUUUAUCAUGGAAUCUCACAACCAAAAUAAAUCCUCAUGACAUUGUUCCUUCCUUGGUGCGUAUUGAGGUUGUACGCACCUUGAAUUUAUACAGAUAUUUCUCAUUAUUCAUGUAGCAGAGAUUUGUUGUACACAUUCCUAUUUCUUGAAAGCCAUUAAAUUCCCUUAUGUUGUAUACUUGUUUUGAUAUUGCAUAAUAUUUAUCCAUUUCAGUCUGAUUCACUUUAGACAGAUGAAAUUAUUAUAUUUUUGUUUUUAUAUUUUAUGUAAGUUAUCGGGGCUUUAAUUAUUACGUUAAGCACAUUACUGUGCAUAGAGGUUGUUAGUAUACUUGCUCUAAUUUGUGGUUAUCCGUUCAAGUACAUAGUACUCAUACUGUGGCGUAAACUUUUCAUUACUUUUUUUUUGCUUUAAGGGGGGAGGGGUGCAGAAAUAACCGCUUUAUCUAACUUAAAAAAAUGCUUACUUAUUUUAUGUAAGCUUGAAUUGUAUUAUACAUGUAUAUCUUUGUCAUUCAUGUAGCAAUAAUAGUCCAGUCACUAUUUCAGGAGUGGUCAGGAUGCAUGAUGUCAAAGACAUUGAGUACUUUUUAAUGUUAACAAUGUAAACUAGUCAUGUCUUGUUUGCAUUUAUAUAUAAGAGCUUAAAGAGAAUUAUGUUUAAACAGAUAGUAAAGUCAGGUCUUUGAUUGGAUUAAGCCUUGUUUGUGUAAGUAGACUGCUAUGCAGAAUGUUUCGGGAGUGAGACCAAAGUCUGGCAGGAUUACCGGGGUACUGGAAUUCUGGAAUUAUAUAACAUUGUUUAUUUUAAAAAAAAAUCAGAUCAGAGGUUGUCAUUAUUGUUUGUGUGUUAAAUAGAAAUUAUAGUGAACCCAGUGGAGAGAUUGUGAAUUUUUUACCGUACUGUUUAUGGACUCAACAUUAAAUGUUACUUAGGUAUAAAAUCAAUAUUGAGGAAAUUCUGCUGAGAGAUAAAUAUGUUUUUCUUCAAUCAAUGUUAAUGCCAAUUUCAUUUGAAAGUCCACUGGCUCAAACGACUGUACAAUAAUAGUUAAUGCUUUCUUCUGAAGGUUAAGUUUUAGUGGAAAAUGAGUGGCUAUUUUAAGAAUACUUUUUUAUUCUGCCAACAUAUUGAGUUCUGUAAUGUUACAACGGCUGUGUACAUUGUAUUUCUAUUUAUAUUUGUGUAGCAAAGUUUUCUUUGGAUGUCAAUUCAAUGUUUUUGUUUCUGGCAGUUUUGUGUAAACUUAUUAAAUGACUGUCUUUAAUAUCAGUUAUUGGGAUGUCCAAUUAUUUUAUUUACUACUGUUUCUUGUCUUACACUUGACAUAUCAUUUAAACAUUUAAUAUGAGAGUUUAAUUACAGAAGUAUAUUUUAAAUUAUUUUAUUUUUUUCAGAAAAAAAGCCUAAUAUCAGUAAUAUUUGUUACUUAAGGACAUUCUUUUUUCCUUAUACCCGGUAGGUUGUUUUUAUCUGUGAAAGAUAUGAAAGAAUUUCCAGUAUGGUACACUUGUUGUAUUUUUUAUUUAAUUUUAAGAUCAAUGAAAUGCCUAUUUUUAUUCUAGGAGCUGCUCUCUAAAUGAAUAUGGGAACAUUUAUCAUGACAUUUUACAUUGUAUAAUGUUCGUAUAGGAGACCUUGUACUGAAGAAUAUACUUUUGUGGGAUAAGAACUCAAAUACCAGCUUUCUGGUGGAGGAUGAUCUUGUUAGAUGUAUGCCUUGCCUUGAAGCAUUGUAAUACAUAUUUUAAGCUGUCUCUUAAAAGAGCAUUGUUGUAGCCUUAGCAUUUGUAUUGGAAAUAACAUAGAAACAAUAUAUGAUUUUUAAGUGGAACUUUGUACACAUAUUAACUAUGAAAAAAGUUUAGUUGAAGCAAGUGCCAUUGCUGACAAAUAUUUGUAGAAAUGUGCAUGCAUCAGCAUUGAAAGAGUGUGGACAACUGGAUUAGGUUAGACUAUUGCAUAUUGGUUUUAGCUAUAAUUUCAUCCAUAAAAUAAGGAAUGUCGGCAGACAAUCUGGUGAUUUCUAAAAAAACAAUCCAUGACAUAAAUCACUAACUUGCAUUGUCCUCACCCGUUUUUGAUGUUUCAACAAAAUGUAAAGUAUCAUUGGUCAUCAGUUUGCUUCUUACACAGUCAUGUUUAGACCGUUUCAGAGCCAGUCACACCUUGUUUGCAUUCAACCAGCCACUGUCCAAUAUUGAAGUGUUGCACAGGACUGAUGUGAAUCACUUUUAUUCAAUGCUAUAUAUUAUAGUAAGUUACUCACUGUGCUAUUUUAUAACAGCACCUCCUCAAAUUGAUAUUGAAUGAAACGGGAUAUUACGCAAAAAUAUGUUAUUAUUUAUUAAUUUAUAAACUGUUUUGUUAGUUUUCAUAGUUAAAUAAAAUCUAUGCA
Molecule: messenger RNA, 3486 nt
Organism: Mya arenaria
Lineage: Eukaryota; Metazoa; Mollusca; Bivalvia; Myida; Myidae
Product: transmembrane protein 134-like
Exons: 6
Coding region: 75-617 (180 amino acids)
Source: RefSeq, a predicted model, not a curated record